Pantherophis guttatus is the source of this 769-nucleotide messenger RNA. Its product is annotated as C-type lectin Cal-like. The record is from RefSeq and is a predicted model, not a curated record. NCBI's taxonomy places the organism in Eukaryota, Metazoa, Chordata, Lepidosauria, Squamata, Colubridae.
AUCUGAGAGGGAUCCCAACUUGACUGUCCACCACUUCUGUUCAUUCAGAAAGAGAAGACCAUCCCAAGGUCAGCCAGACAAUGGGUCUCCUUGCCUACUUCAGCCUUUGUCUUCUUGGCAUCUUCUUCAGCAGUCCUUUCCUUCAAGUGGAAGCUGACACCUGCGCCAGGGAGUGGCUGCAAAACCAAGGAAACUGUUAUGCAUAUUUUGAUCAGAAGUUGACAUGGCAUGAAGCUGAGAUUGAGUGCCAGAGCUAUGGCCGUGGGGCCCACCUUGCCUCCAUCCUUACCAAAGCAGAGACUCUUCUGGUGGCUGAACACGUCUCCACUUAUCAACAGGAAUUCAGUAAUGUCUGGAUUGGACUCCAUGAUGUCCGUCAGACUGGGAAGUGGAGAUGGGCUGAUGAAUCCACUUACAACUACAAAUCCUGGAUGAACUACCAGCCAGACAACUAUGGCAACAAUGAGCACUGCGUGGAACUGCGACGAUCCACAGGCUUUAAACAAUGGAAUGAUGCUCAGUGCAACAUACGCAAUGCUUAUAUUUGCAAACAUGCUCUCUAAAGAUGUCUGAAGUUUCUCCCAGUGCUUUCCACUAUGCUAAGGUGUUGCCUUCCCACUUAUAUCAUUAUGUCUUCGCGUUCUGCAGAAAUAUAGUUUGCUUCCAGCCUCUUCCAAACAUCAACUCACAAGAACUGCCUCUUUGGUCUUCUUCUUCUGGACCUUUCUCACGGCUUGCGUGCAGUGCAAUAUCAAUAAACAUAUUCUGA